This is a messenger RNA of Cyclopterus lumpus (lumpfish), 2591 nucleotides long. RefSeq names its product vacuolar protein sorting-associated protein 4B-like. The record is from RefSeq and is a predicted model, not a curated record. Bases 187 to 1494 code for a protein of 435 amino acids. Gene Ontology annotation, biological process: endosomal transport; vacuole organization. Lineage: Eukaryota; Metazoa; Chordata; Actinopteri; Perciformes; Cyclopteridae. The transcript has 11 exons. Gene Ontology annotation, molecular function: ATP binding; ATP hydrolysis activity.
GACCGACGCGGAAGUGACAGUCGCCUCUUCAAUGCGGAAGAAGAGAGACGAGUUUGUUUUUUGCGUCUGAAGUUGUUUGUUUAUUUUGAUAAUGAAACCUAAUUAGCAGACAACAACAACAACAACAAGGAAACGUGUUUACAGUUUUAUCUCAAGCUCAAGUUUGACCGACGUACCAGAAGCUAAAUGUCGGGAGGUAAUUUACAGAAAGCUAUCGAUCUCGCCAGCAAAGCUGCGGCGGAGGACAAAGCCAAGAACUACGAAGAGGCGCUCCGGUGUUACCAGAAUGCGGUUCAAUACUUCCUUCACGUGGUCAAGUACGAGGCUCAGGGCGAGCGAGCGGCGCAGAGCAUCCGAGCGAAGUGCCUGGACUACCUGGACCGAGCGGAGCAGCUGAAGGAGUAUUUGAAGAAGAAGGAGAACGCUCCUCCGGCCAAACCGGUCAAAGAGUCUGACGACAAAGGGGAUGAAAGUGGUGACGGAGACGACGCCGAGAAAAAGAAGUUUGAAAAUCAACUCUCAGGCGCUAUCGUCAUGGAAAAGCCCAACAUCAAGUGGGACGAUGUCGCCGGACUGGAGGGCGCCAAAGAAGCCUUAAAAGAAGCCGUGAUCCUGCCCAUCAAAUUCCCUCAUCUGUUCCAAGGAAAGCGAACUCCCUGGAGGGGGAUCCUGCUGUUCGGCCCCCCGGGGACCGGGAAGUCCUACCUGGCGAAGGCGGUGGCCACGGAGGCCGGCAACUCCACCUUCUUCUCCAUCUCCUCCUCCGACCUCGUGUCCAAGUGGUUGGGCGAGAGUGAAAAGUUGGUGAAGAGCCUGUUCACUUUGGCCCGGGAGCACAGGCCGUCCAUCAUUUUCAUCGACGAGAUCGACUCCCUCUGCGGCUCCAGGAGCGAGAACGAGAGCGAGGCGGCGCGCAGAAUCAAGACGGAGUUCCUCGUCCAGAUGCAAGGCGUCGGAAACAACAACGAGGGCGUCCUGGUGCUCGGAGCCACGAACAUACCGUGGACGCUGGACUCUGCCAUCCGGAGAAGGUUUGAAAAGAGGAUCUACAUCCCGCUGCCCGAGGCGCACGCCCGCUCCUUCAUGUUCAAGCUGCAUCUGGGCUCCACCCCCAGCAGCCUGACGGACGCGGACUUCGUCACCUUGGGCCAAAAGACGGGGGGCUACUCUGGGGCGGACGUCAGCGUCAUCGUGAGGGACGCCCUCAUGCAGCCCGUCAGGAAGGUCCAGUCCUCCACUCACUUCAAAAAGGUCCGCGGGUCAUCGUGGAACAACCCCGACGUGGUGGUGGACGACCUCCUCACCCCGUGUUCGCCGGGCGAUCCCAACGCCAUCCAGAUGACGUGGAUGGAGGUUCCCGGGGAGAAGCUCCUGGAGCCGGUGGUGUCCAUGCCCGACAUGCUGAGGUCACUCGCGAGCACCAAGCCCACGGUGAACGACCAGGACCUGGAUAAGCUGAAGAAGUUCACGGAGGACUUUGGUCAAGAAGGCUAAAUGCAGACGCUUCUCCUCUUCGCUGCGAGCGUCAGUUAAGUUUCUGUGUCAAAAAUGGGGAAAAUGUAAAAAUUAGACUUCCGCUUUAAGACAAAGCACUUGUUUUUAUUGGAGAAAUGACCAAAAACGAUUAAUCAAUGAUCAAAAUCUUUUUUCUCCCCAAACUAAUCGAUCAACUGCACUAUUCAUCACUAAAUUAUCGAUCCGUCGUGUUUACAUCUUCACUUUUUGUACGUUUUAUUUGGCGCGUCUCAAAAAACAAAGGCGACCACCAUCACUCAAUGGGCGGUCCCGCCGCAGUGGGUCAAUGCAUAGUUUCAACACUACGUGCCUUCUUAAUAUCGUCUUUUUGUUGCACUGAACACAGUUUCACGGUCGGCUUUUUAUAUAUUUAUACUGUCAAAUUUAUGAAUACGGACUUUCUUUUGAACAUGUGAAUAACCUUUUACUGGUUGUUUUAGUUUCUCUGUACGCAAAGUUAUCAUCACCAGCUCUAAAUGGGCCUUCUGGGUUUCUAGUGAGUUCAUAAAUUAUAUUAAAUGUUGUACUUUUUUUUUUUUUCUAAAGCAUUUGUAAAUGCCGUCUAUGCGUAAAUCAUCUGCACUUAAACUUUCAGACCCUUGUGGUCGGUUCCUGAGUGAUGUGAAUUACUUUAUAUAUAUUUUAUAUAUAUAUAUAUAAUAUCUUUAUUAUAUAUAAUAUCUAUUAUAUAUUAUAUAUAUAAUUUUUAUAUAUAUAUAUAUAUAUAUAUAUAUAUAUAUGCGCUCAGUGGGUUUCUUUUGGGGGUUAAAGGUCACUUCCUGGUUACAUAAAUAAAACUUGUUGGGAUUUGAUGCACGAUGACUGCAUCCUACGCGACAACGUCUCAGGGUUAAAAUAAACAAAGAAACAACACGAGUCUUUAUUACUUUUGUGAACAUAUAUUUUUAAUUGUUGAAAAUACAUCUGUUAGUUAACUAUCAUAUGUAUUUUUGUAUUCUAAAUGCAGGGUAGAUCGUAAGUUACUUGGUACAUUUGAUAGGAGAAAUAUAUAAAAAUGACAUUACGCUGCUUGCACAAAGCUGAUCAUUUGCUUCAAUUAAAUAACUCUUAAAGCA